AAUCCAGCAUGGCGACCUCCAUAAGCACUCAUUCGGCGACCAUGACUUCGUAACAAGACAUAGCUUGUUUUCUUCAAAAUCCUUUGGUUUUUGUGGAAUCGGCGCAGACAUAUCGGUACCGGGUUCUACAGAGAUUUCUAAAUGGCGAGAUAUUUGGCGCAAGUCAUCGUUGUCGGAGCCCAAGUGGUUGCAAGGGCGUUUGCGCGUGCCUUGCAGCAGGAGUACGCCGCAAGCCAAGCUGCAGCGAAACAAGCUAGCGCUGGGAGAGGCGACACUACGCAGAGGGCAGCCGCAAGCGUCAAGCUGGGCAUGAGCGUACAGGAGGCAAUGCAAAUUCUGAAUGUUGACAAGGCUGACCCCGAGCUGGUGGAAAAGAACUUCAAGCACUUAUUUGAAGUGAAUGACAAGUCGAAAGGUGGCUCAUUUUACAUUCAAUCAAAAGUGUACAGAGCAAAAGAACGCCUUGAUGAAGAGAUGAAGCUUCAGCAGGAACAAGAAAGGAAAAAGAAGCAGCGACAACAAGCUGAAAACACAUGAGAAUGACGCUCGCCGUAGUAGAAUUGUACAGAACGCAAUAUUUACGCACAAAUUUGCCUGGCAAAAAAGUAAAUGUCGUAAUAAUACUGGUAGAACUGCCA
Rhipicephalus microplus (southern cattle tick) is the source of this 638-nucleotide messenger RNA. RefSeq names its product spartin. The record is from RefSeq and is a predicted model, not a curated record. NCBI's taxonomy places the organism in Eukaryota, Metazoa, Arthropoda, Arachnida, Ixodida, Ixodidae. Gene Ontology annotation, biological process: negative regulation of BMP signaling pathway; cell division. Gene Ontology annotation, cellular component: plasma membrane.